Cynara cardunculus var. scolymus (artichoke) is the source of this 1196-nucleotide messenger RNA. RefSeq names its product putative L-ascorbate peroxidase 6. The transcript has 10 exons. Bases 30 to 1046 code for a protein of 338 amino acids. Lineage: Eukaryota; Viridiplantae; Streptophyta; Magnoliopsida; Asterales; Asteraceae. Gene Ontology annotation, biological process: cellular response to oxidative stress; response to reactive oxygen species; hydrogen peroxide catabolic process. Gene Ontology annotation, molecular function: peroxidase activity; heme binding. The record is from RefSeq and is a predicted model, not a curated record.
GCAAACGUGUUCUGAACCGCCCGUUAUAGAUGUCGAUCACUGGCUUCGACCUCUCCUUACGGAAUCUCUGCUCUCCAAACAUUCCUCAGUUUGCCUUGAGAUUCAAAUUUCCCGCUCAAGUUCGCCGGAAAACCGACUAUGGGUGCAACUGCACCUGCACCGCCGUUAGGCCCGCCCUUUGUUCAACAUCAUCAUCAUCCUCGACCGCUGUUUCUGAUUCAAGGGAUGCAGAUGAGAAUCAUGUUCCCACUUCAUAUGGCAGGAGAAUGAUGAUUUCCGUGUUUGGAUUUCUUUUUCCUCUACAUGGAUCAAUGCAAAGUUCUGGUGCUAAUGCUGCAGAUGAUCUACUCUUGUUACAGGGAGAGAUAAGAAAAGUAUUGUCUAAGGGGAAGGCUGCUGGUGUCCUUCGCUUGGUUUUUCACGAUGCAGGAACGUAUGAAAUGGAUGAGGAUUCAGGUGGUAUGAAUGGCUCUAUAUCUUUUGAACUUGAUAGACCUGAAAAUAAAGGUCUUAAGAAAUCAUUGAAGAUUCUUGUGGAAGCGAAAAAGAUAGUGGACGAGACGCAACCAGUGUCACUGGCCGAUAUGAUUGCUGUGGCUGGAGCUGAAGCUGUCUCUUUAUGUGGAGGUCCAAAAAUCCCGGUUCAAUUAGGCCGAUUAGACUCGAUGGUUCCUGAUCCCGAGGGAAAACUUCCUGAAGAAACAUUGGACGCCUUUGGGCUGAAACAUAGUUUCCAACGAAAAGGUUUUUCAACACAAGAACUUGUAGCAUUAUCUGGUGCUCAUACUCUUGGAAGCAAGGGUUUUGGAAAUCCAGUUAUUUUUGAUAAUGCAUACUACAAAGUACUGUUGGAAAAGCCAUGGCUAUCUUCAGCAGGAAUGACAAGCAUGAUCGGUCUUCCUUCAGAUCGUGCGCUCAUCGAGGAUGAUGAAUGCUUAAGGUGGAUCUCAAAGUAUGGUGACGAUCAAGAUUUGUUCUUCGAAGAUUUCAAGAACGCUUAUAUCAAACUCGUUAAUUCUGGUGCAAAAUGGAGAAGGAACUCAUAGUUCCAAUGCAGCAUCCUUCAAACAUACUGUAAGCACUUUGUUUCAUAUCGGCAUAUAUAGUAGAAUCCAUAACUUACAUUUUUGUUGAGAAUUACUUCUGUCACCUUCAAUUUUAGAUACAUGUUCAAUAAAAAUUGCAAUGUUUUAUUA